Molecule: messenger RNA, 1937 nt
Organism: Ananas comosus (pineapple)
Lineage: Eukaryota; Viridiplantae; Streptophyta; Magnoliopsida; Poales; Bromeliaceae
Product: ATPase family AAA domain-containing protein 1-B-like
Cellular component (GO): mitochondrial outer membrane
Molecular function (GO): ATP hydrolysis activity; ATP binding
Source: RefSeq, a predicted model, not a curated record
CCAGUUAUUGCUCUCCUUCCCAUCAUCGAUCGGUUCAUUCUUAUAUUCCUCUCCUCCACCACUUUGCCCUAUCUCCGACUCCUUCCUCUCUCCUUGUUCCCCAAGCAAGAACCCUAGAAAAGUCGUCGUCGUCGCCCUAGCGGAAACCCUAGAGUCGGAGGAGGAGGAGGAGGAGGAGAGGUGGGGGAGAUGAGGGCGUCGGAGUCGCGGUUCCUGCAGGAGCUGGUGCUGUACGCAGCGAGCGCGGCGCUGAGUUGCCUCGUCCUCUUCGCGGGGCUCCGCCACCUCGACCCCAACCGCGCCGCGUCCAAGAAGGCCCUCGAGCAGAAGAAGGAGAUCGCCAAGCGCCUCGGCCGACCCCUCGUCAACACCACCCCCUACGAGGAUGUGAUAGCUUGUGAUGUAAUCAAUCCCGAUCAUAUUGAUGUGGAGUUUGAUUCUAUUGGUGGUUUGGAGCAUGUUAAGCAAGCGCUAUUUGAGUUAGUUAUCCUUCCUCUCCGCCGUCCUGAACUGUUUGCACAUGGAAAGCUUCUUAGUCCUCAAAAGGGUGUGCUCUUGUAUGGACCACCAGGAACUGGAAAGACAAUGCUAGCAAAGGCCAUUGCAAAAGAAUCUGGUGCUGUUUUUAUAAAUGUUAGGAUAUCAAAUUUGAUGAGCAAAUGGUUUGGUGACGCUCAAAAACUCGUGGCUGCUGUGUUUAGCCUGGCUUACAAACUCCAGCCUGCUAUUAUUUUCAUUGAUGAGGUUGAUAGCUUCCUGGGACAACGCCGUACUACAGAUCAUGAAGCCAUGACUGCCAUGACUAACAUGAAAAUUGAAUUUAUGUCAUUAUGGGAUGGCUUCACCACAGAUCAGAAUGCACGUGUGAUGGUUCUUGCUGCAACAAACAGGCCAUCGGAGUUAGACGAGGCAAUACUAAGACGUUUUACACAGACCUUUGAGAUUGGCAUUCCUGAUCAAAAUGAAAGGGCCAAGAUACUAAAGGUUAUUUUGAAGGGAGAAAGAGUUGAAGAUGGAAUUGACUAUGAUUAUAUAGCCAGCUUGUGUGAGGGUUUUACUGGUUCAGAUAUUCUCGAGUUGUGCAAGCAAGCGGCCUUCUUCCCUGUGAGGGAGUUGCUGAGCGAUGAAAAGAAUGGGAAGGCAAUGGGCAGACCAAGAGCACUAAGGCAGUCCGAUCUUGAGAGAGCCCUGUCAACAUCCAGAAAGGCGAGAAGAACAGCAACCGGCUCGAUCUCAGGGCUACAGUCUCCUGUGUGGGCACGGCAGGCAGAGCCAGAUGAUGACCAGGUCCAUAGUGCCAUCUUUGAGAUGACAAAGCUCAUGUCUCGGAUCGUUCAGAACAGCCAAUCGUCAGAAGCCCAAGAACCUACUUCACCAUAGGAUUACAAAAAAGAUGGUUCUUUUUUAUUAACUGCUCAGCUUGUGAGGUUAUAGCUGUGAAAACGAUGCACUCAUAUCUUUUUUUUCCCUUUUUUUUUAUAUCCGCUGCUUAUUUACACGGUUCUUUUGUGGCUUGGUGCUACACUUAUUAAACCGUUCACUCCAGCAACCGAUCUUUCCACUGUAUGGCUUAUAUGAACAGUUCUUGUGCAGGUUAAAUGUGUUACCAAGUUGUUAUUUUGCUGUUUAUAAGAUGGAGAAGAGAGAGGAACUAUAAAAAGGGAAAUUCUAGGAGAAAACUUGUCAUAUGCUCGCUGUAUUCAUUCAUGCCAUACCGUGGCAAAUUUUGGUACAAAUAUAUGCCCAGAAAAUGGUUGCAGUUGGAAAUCUAGUUAUCAGUAGUAUAUAUUAAUGUAUUGUUUAUCUUGUCAAAUGUUUCCUCUCUUUGAUCUUUCACUGUAUGCAUUUUCUUAGUAGUAUGAAGAUGUAAGAUGAAUUAAAACACAUGUUGAGAUGGAUCUAAUCUCUAGUAGUAAUGAUACUGGAUGUCUGCGAGA